AUGUCAUAUGACUGUUAUCGUUAUGAACAAAGCAGUGAUAGUUCUGAUGUUUUGGCAUUAUUUAAACUUAAUGGUAAUUAUCAGAACGAAGUAGCAGACAGUGAUAUUAGUUUAGUUUAUAACGGCAACUCUUUUGUAAAUGGUAAAUUUGACGGUGCUCUUAAAUUAGAUGGUUCUAUUGAUAUGCAAAUGAUUGGCGAUUUUCCCAAUCAAUAUACUGUUGAAUUUUGGUUUUAUAAUGCUAUAAAUAAUGGUUCUUAUACUGGCUCUGGUACUCCUUAUGCUUGGCACCAUUCUGCUUAUACUUAUGAUAAUGGUACUGUGCGUGUAUGGUUUAAUGGUGUUGAAAGUACUCGUGGUACUAGACCUUGCAUUAAUAUUAAUGUUCAAAACGUUGCUCCUAAUGGCGUUUGGUGGUCUGAUAAUAGUACUGCAAAUACUUGGAUUGCUAAUAAUCCUUAUCCUAAUUUAUCUUUGCCGUCUGUAUUUGGCAAUAAAUUGCCAAGUACUACUGUUGGUGCUACUUCUUAUACUUAUAAUGCCCCUUUUUCCCAGCUUCAACAGUUAUUUAAAACUACAAGUGGUAGUACUACCCAUUGGGGACAAUAUUUAAGUGACGGACAUGAUAAUUUCAGUAUUACUGGACUUAAUCCUAAUGACCCUUUGCAUUAUUAUCCUCAAUUCACACAAAGCCAUAUCGAUUUUGGUUUUACUGGUUCUAAUACUUCUGUUGGCAAUUAUACAGUUACUAAUGGUUGGAAUAAAAAUACUGCUACUAGUGGCAAUAAUAGAUAUUAUCGAAUUUCAGAAAAUCAUACUGUUACUAAUACUACUACAAACAAUUAUGUUGAUAUGUCCGAUUCUCUUAUGGACGAGAUUAGAGUUACUAAUGGGCUUUUAUAUACCGAAAGCACUUUUACCUAUCCACAAGAUGAAUUCACUUAUGGACAUAUUUGGGUAAGACCGGAAGGCGAUGAUUUUAAUGUUGGUGAUAUUGCUGUUAUGUCACCAGUUGAAAUAUCUGAUUAUCGUAUUGGUGGUGCUGAUUAUUCUUAUCCUAGUACUGGUAAUGUAUAUAUAGGUCUUUCUAGUAAUAUAGGUUUAUAUGCUAAAGUCUAUAAUGGUCAGAACUGGCUACCUUGUGAUUUUGGUGUUUGGAAUGGCUCUGAAUGGGCUGACGGAGACUAUGGUGGAGACAUUGUUCCCUAUGUAAGUGACCCUUACAUAGAGGAUAAUGUUCCUAAUGAUGUAGUAGAGGAAAUAACAGUCAAUCAGACUGUUAUAGAUAAUUCAGAAGUAUUAGAAAGAAUGGAUAAAUUGGAU
Cylicocyclus nassatus is the source of this 1323-nucleotide messenger RNA. Lineage: Eukaryota; Metazoa; Nematoda; Chromadorea; Rhabditida; Strongylidae. The record is from the annotation of a GenBank genome assembly.